AUGCCUCGGUCCCUCCUCGCCGGGAACGAAGGCUCCUGCGACCUCACCGGCGACCCCGGCAAGCAGCUCGCGGCGGGUAGCCGCCCGUGCCAGCUGGCCACCAUCGUCGCCGUGCGCGCGCUGGCACCGACCGCGCUUCCCAACGCCACGCGCCUCUGCGCCGCGCCGGGCUCGAAGCGCGCGCCGCCCGUACGGCCCGACACGCCCGGUUGCUCCGAGUGCCGCGGCGGGGUGAUGGCCACCACCUACGAGAUGCUGGCCUUCGCGCACCAAGGAUUCGUGCCCUGCGGGAUGGCGGCCACCGUCGCCGUCUGCGUCGGCACCGGCGACCUCAUCCCUUCACCGCCGCGGCUGCCGCCUGCUGCUGCCUCCGCCACCCAGUCCCCUCCGCCUGCUUCCAGUUCUUCUUCUUCGUCGAGCAAAAGUAUUGUGCCCAUCGCCGCCGGCUCGGCUACGGCAGUCAUCUGUCUCGGCUUCGCCGCCGUGGCAGUUGCAAGAAUCCGUCGUCGACGUAGGAUGACUGCAGGAGGAGACAGCGAGAGCGGCAACGACUCGAGCGACGACGACGACGACGACUCGGUGGCGUCGCUGCCGCCCCUACCGCGCGAAGGUCUCUACAUCUUCACCAAGGCAGAGCUGAUGCAAGCUACGAACGGAUACGACAAGAAGCUGCUGCUGGGCACUGGCGGCGCCGGGAAGGUGUACCUCGGCCACCUCCCGUCGGGGCAGCGCGUGGCCAUCAAGAAGAUCUACCGGUCCAAGAAGGUCUCCGAGUUCUACGCGGAGGUGGCCGUGCUCGCCAAGCUGUGGCACCGCAACCUGACCACGCUCGUCGACUACUGCCUCGGCGGCCGCGGCCGCGGCGACCACGCGCUCGUGUACGAGUACAUGGCGGGCGGCAACCUGUGGCGCGCGUUGUUCUAG
Molecule: messenger RNA, 924 nt
Organism: Miscanthus lutarioriparius
Lineage: Eukaryota; Viridiplantae; Streptophyta; Magnoliopsida; Poales; Poaceae
Source: the annotation of a GenBank genome assembly